AUGAGGAGCGCGGGGUCCGCAGGCAAGGGCGGUCGCGCCAAGUCCAACUGGCCCGACACCCCCAACGCGUUUCAAACUAUAGCGCCUCGGAAACGCGACGAGGCACGUGUCGUUCUUACCGCUUUCGCCGCCACUGCUGCUCCUGCCGUCGCCGCCCCUGCUCGCUGCUUCCCCGGCUAUUCUCGCCAACCUGUCUGCACUCCGCUUAUUCCGCUCCCCCAACCCAACCCCGCUCUCCCGCACGCGCCUCUUUCCCCCUCGGCAUUGCCAUGGACUUCAUUCCUCGCCCCUGUGUCCCCAACUUUCCGCCUUCCCCCUCUCGCCCCUCCCCUUGUUCCCGCUCUCUCCCCAUUCCUCCCCGCCCAGCCCUCCCCCUUCUCCCCCUGGCUCGCGCGCGCGCUGCUGUUCCUCCCCGGCCUCGCCACAGGCUUCAUUCUCGGCCGCCUGCUGGGGGGAAGCGGGGGAAGCGGAAAGGCCGCAGGGGGGAAGAAGGGGGAGCUGACGGCAGGAGGCGGGGGGAGCAGUAGCGGGCGGAAGGGGGGCGGAGGCAGCGCGGGGGGGAGGUCAGCGCCAGCGUUUGGGGGGAAGGCGGAGACGGAGGGGGCGGGGGGGCUGGUGGUGGGGCGGGGGAGUGAGCUGAAAAUGGUGCUGGUGGUGCGGCAGGAUCUCAAGAUGAGUUCUGGGAAGAUCGCCGCCCAGUGUGCCCUCGACUCAAAAAUGGUGGCGGGCCGGGGGAGUGAGCUGAAAGUGGUGCUGGUGGUGCGGCAAGAUUCUCAAAUGCGGGUGGGGAAGAUCGCCGCCCAAUGUGCCCCCCUCAACCCUCAAACCCACAACCCUUCCACUCAUGACCCCUCCUUCUCCUCUCCGUCCUGUCAUCCCCUCCUCACAUCCCCCCCUCACAUCCCCUCCUCACAUCCCCCCCUCACAUCCCCUCCUCACAUCCCCCCCUCACAUCCCCUCCUCACAUCCCCCCUCACCUACUUCCUACCAGACGCAGCAGUGGGUAUUCUCACCGACCUGCAAACAAGCAAUAAGGCAUUACUGCGGCAUUACGAGGCGUGUGGGCAGCCCAAGAUAGUGGUCUCCUGCAGCAACCUCAAGGAGAUGAACGAGCUGAGAGGGAAGGCACAGCAGCACCGGUUGCCAGUCUUUACAGUCUGCGAUGCUGGCAGGACUCAGGUGGCAGCAGGGUCCAAGGCAGUGCUUGCAGUGGCAGCAGGGUCCAAGACAGUGGCAGCAGGGUCCAAGACAGUGCUAGCAGUGGGACCAGCCCCUCCUCCCUCACCACGCCUCCUCCCUCACCACACCUCCUCCCUUACCACGCCUCCUCCCUUACCACGCCUCCUCCCUUACCACGCCUCCUCCCUUACCACGCCUCCUCCCUUACCACGCCUCCUCCCUUACCACGCCCCCAAUCUUCAACCCCCUUUCAAUCCUCCCUCCGAAUUCCCCCCUUCACUUGCGCCCCCUCACCGAAAUUCUCCCUUCACUGAACCUUUCACGGCCCUGUUGCCUGUUUAA
This is a messenger RNA of Closterium sp. NIES-65, 1521 nucleotides long. NCBI's taxonomy places the organism in Eukaryota, Viridiplantae, Streptophyta, Zygnematophyceae, Desmidiales, Closteriaceae. The record is from the annotation of a GenBank genome assembly.